GCGAGGGCUGAGGGGGAAGCGCUGCUCCCUCUCCCUCCAUCCCUCCCUCCAUCCCUCCUUCCCUCCCUCCCGCGGCUCCUCCCGCCCCGGGCCCGCCAUGGAGCCCAGCCCGCCGAAGCGGAAGGAGCCGCGCAAGGCGCUGCGCGUUAAAGUCAUCUCCAUGGGCAACGCCGAGGUGGGCAAGAGCUGCAUCAUCAAGAGGUACUGCGAGAAGAGGUUCGUGUCCAAGUACCUGGCGACCAUCGGCAUCGACUACGGCGUCACCAAGGUGCAGAUCAGGGACCGGGAGAUCAAGGUGAACAUCUUUGACAUGGCGGGACAUCCCUUCUUCUAUGAGGUCCGGAACGAGUUCUACAAGGACACGCAGGGGGUGCUCCUGGUGUACGACGUGGGCUCCAAGGAAUCCUUCGACUCCCUGGAUUCGUGGCUGGCAGAGAUGAAGCAGGAGCUGGGCCCCCACGGGAACAUGGACAACGUCGUCUUCGUCGUCUGCGCCAACAAGGUGGACUCAGCCAAGCACCGGAGCGUGGACGAGAGCGAGGGCCGGCUCUGGGCCGAGAGCAGAGGGUUCCUCUACUUUGAGACCUCGGCACAGACCGGAGAGGGCAUCAACGAGAUGUUCCAGACGUUCUACUCAGCCAUCGUGGAUCUGUGUGAGAACGGCGGGAAGCGCCCUCCCGGCGGCUCCGGGCUGGCGUUCACCAAGGAGCAGGCGGACGCCAUCCGCAGGAUCCGCAACAGCAAGGACAGCUGGGACAUGCUGGCACUCAAACCCGGAGCCACCAGGGAGGAGGUGACGAAGGCGUACCGGCGCCUGGCCGUGCUGCUGCACCCGGACAAGUGCGUGGCCCCCGGCAGCGAGGACGCCUUCAAGGCCGUGGUCAACGCACGCACCGCCCUCCUCAAGAACCUCAAGUAGGGGGGGAAAACGGGAAAAAACGGGAAAAACAACUGGGAAAAAAACUCAGGAGAACCCCCGGGAUUUGAACA
Messenger RNA from Myiozetetes cayanensis, 990 nucleotides. RefSeq names its product DnaJ heat shock protein family (Hsp40) member C27 (gene DNAJC27). Lineage: Eukaryota; Metazoa; Chordata; Aves; Passeriformes; Tyrannidae. The transcript is spliced from 7 exons. Gene Ontology annotation, molecular function: GTP binding; GTPase activity. Bases 98 to 919 code for a protein of 273 amino acids. The record is from RefSeq and is a predicted model, not a curated record.